Molecule: messenger RNA, 594 nt
Organism: Gossypium raimondii (Peruvian cotton)
Lineage: Eukaryota; Viridiplantae; Streptophyta; Magnoliopsida; Malvales; Malvaceae
Exons: 1
Coding region: 1-594 (197 amino acids)
Source: RefSeq, a predicted model, not a curated record
AUGGACAUAGACCCUACACUAAGGGAAGAACAACCUGCACCUUUCACCGCGGAAAGCACCCUUGAUGUUAAGAGGGAUUUUGAGAGGUGGGAUCGUUCAAAUCGCACGAGUCUAAUGAUCAUGAAACACAACAUUCCAAAAGCCUUUAAGGGCACAGAAUUUGAAGAGAUUACUCAGGCCAAGGGUUUCCUUGAUGAAAUUGAGAAACAUUUUGCUAAAAAUGAUAAGGUUAAGAUGACAUCACUUCUGACUUCUUUGAUGUCUAUGAAGUAUAAGGGUCAAGAAAAUGUAAGGGAGUACAUUAUGGAGAUGUUCCAUACUACUUCAAGACUUAAAGCACUUAAGAUCGAGCUUUUUGAAGAAUUGUUUGUUCUUAUGAUUUUGGUAUCGCUUCCUGUACAGUUUUAUCACUUUAAAAUUAGUUAUAACUGUCAAAAAGAGAAAUGGAGUCUAAAUGUGCUCAUUUAUCAUUGUGUGCAAGAGGAAGAAAUGUUGAAGCGUGAUAAGUCUGAAAGUGCUCAUUUGGGCAAUGCCCCUAAACAUAAGGGCAAGAAAAGAAAAUAUCAGAAUGAAACUACUAAGGGUCAAGCUUAA